Molecule: messenger RNA, 420 nt
Organism: Pisolithus orientalis
Lineage: Eukaryota; Fungi; Basidiomycota; Agaricomycetes; Boletales; Pisolithaceae
Exons: 3
Coding region: 1-420 (139 amino acids)
Source: RefSeq, a predicted model, not a curated record
AUGGAAACUGGGCUCUAUGAACAAAACAAAUAUGGGGAGCAGGAAAUCCUUCACCAAAGAGCUGGUGGGGCAAAAGUGAACACCUCCAUAUUCGAAGGCCAGAAUAACCUGGCAAAAAAACAUAAUACGAGGAAGAUUUUUGUGGGCAAGUCUUCGGAUGCCAAUAGGACCACCAUGCUGAAUGCUCUGGUCGAAGUCGUAGUCGUACUGGAAACCCUUGCAGAAGAGCUUGCGAAGGUAGGAGUAGUCGGGCUUGUCGUCAAAUUGAAGUGCUUGAGCAUAGUUGAGGAGAAUGCCGAAUUCACUCAGGGAGCUGUGGUACAGCAAGCCUGUGGAAAUACCAUGCUAAAUGCCCUAGUUGAAGACAUGGUCACACUGAAAACCCUCAUGAAGGAAGAGGUCUUGAAAGAGCCUGUGUAG